Messenger RNA from Epinephelus moara (kelp grouper), 1689 nucleotides. RefSeq names its product neuronal acetylcholine receptor subunit alpha-2-like. Gene Ontology annotation, biological process: nervous system process; monoatomic ion transmembrane transport; regulation of membrane potential. The record is from RefSeq and is a predicted model, not a curated record. NCBI's taxonomy places the organism in Eukaryota, Metazoa, Chordata, Actinopteri, Perciformes, Serranidae. Gene Ontology annotation, molecular function: acetylcholine-gated monoatomic cation-selective channel activity; transmembrane signaling receptor activity. Bases 1 to 1677 code for a protein of 558 amino acids. Gene Ontology annotation, cellular component: postsynaptic membrane; synapse; neuron projection. The transcript has 8 exons.
AUGGAGCUGAAAAGAGAUUUUACCGCGACUUCAGCGCUUUGCUGCUGCUGGAUCUGGAUCUGCAGCUCCGUGCUGGCUGAAGACUGGACUCGUGUUCACACCGAGGAUGAGCUCUUCAGGAGCUUGUUUGGGGGCUACAGCAAGUGGACGCGGCCGGCACGAAACAUCACCGAUGUGGUUAUCGUCAAGUUCGGGCUCUCGAUCGCACAGCUGAUAGAUGUGGACGAGAAAAAUCAGAUGAUGACGACCAACGUGUGGCUGAAACAGGAAUGGACUGACUACAAGCUGCAGUGGAGUCCGUCCGACUUCGACAACGUGACGUCCAUCAGAGUCCCUUCUGAGCUCAUCUGGGUGCCCGACAUUGUGCUGUACAACAAUGCAGAUGGAGAGUUUGCCGUCACCCACAUGACCAAGGCCCAUCUCUUUCACACUGGUCGUAUCCGCUGGGUGCCACCAGCUAUCUACAAGUCCUCCUGCUCCAUUGACGUCACCUUCUUCCCCUUCGACCAGCAGAGCUGCAAGAUGAAGUUUGGCUCCUGGACGUACGACCGCGCCAAGAUCGACCUGGAGCCCUUUGAGAACACGGUGGACCUGAAGGAUUACUGGGAGAGCGGAGAGUGGGCAAUUGUCAACGCCGUGGGCACCUACAACACCAAGAAGUAUGACUGCUGCCACGAGAUCUACCCCGACAUCACCUACUACUUUGUCAUCCGCCGCCUCCCGUUGUUCUACACCAUCAACCUCAUAAUCCCCUGCCUCCUCAUCUCCUGCCUCACCGUCCUGGUCUUCUACCUCCCGUCAGACUGCGGUGAGAAGAUCACCCUGUGCAUCUCCGUGCUGCUGUCGCUCACCGUCUUCCUGCUGCUCAUCACCGAGAUCAUCCCGUCCACGUCGCUGGUCAUACCACUGAUCGGGGAGUAUCUGCUCUUCACUAUGAUUUUCGUCACGCUGUCCAUCGUCAUCACCGUGUUUGUGCUGAACGUGCACCACCGCUCGUCAGCGACUCACACCAUGCCUCGAUGGGUUCGGAGGCUUUUCCUGUCGGCGGUGCCACGCUGGCUGUGCAUGAAGCGACCAGAACAUGGUGUCAGGCCUGUAAGGCGGCGCCACCUGACUGAUAAACUCCUCCCUGUCCGGACUCCAGGCCCCUCCCACAGCUCAUCCACCUGGCUCACCCAGGAGUCUGACAUCGAUCUCCACGGUUACCAGGAUGAGAACGGUUGCCACAGCAGCCACCAGCUCAACUCCUUGGAUACCGGAGAUGUAAUCCACUACUGCGACCUUCACGGUUACAUAAACGCAGAUCAUUUGGGGAGGUUUGGGGUGAGAGUAGCUGGUCGGCCGAGGAUUUCUCCCCUGUCUCCUCCUUUCCCUCCAUCUCUCGGUUACAUCCUCCUCCCACAGAGAGACUCCUCACUCAGCCUGGCUUGGGACACCCCUUCUGUGGAUUCAAACCUGUCGGCCUCUGUUCUGUCUCCUGCGGUGGUGUCGGCGCUGGAGGGGGUGACCUACAUCGCAGAGCAUCUCCGAGCCGAGGAUGCAGACUUCUCAGUGAAGGAGGACUGGAAGUAUGUCGCCAUGGUUGUAGACCGGAUCUUCCUGUGGAUGUUCAUUAUCGUAUGUCUGCUGGGGACAGUCGGACUCUUCCUGCCUCCGUGGCUCUCUGGGAUGUUUUAAAACCAAACUGGG